GGUGUAAGUUCCAGAAUGCAGGGUGGUCAGCUCCGGUGGGAGAGGGCCUCAAGCCAGGUGCUCAGGCUAGCCACGGGCCCAGGUUGGCGGCGUGCCCACUGCGGCUGUGGAGGUCAGCACGCAUCCCAGCAUGGUCCUGGAACUCUACAUGGACUUGCUGUCAGCGCCUUGCCGCGCUGUCUACAUCUUUGCCAAGAAGAAUGGCAUCCCCUUUGACUUCCAGUUUGUGGACCUACUGAAAGGUCACCACCAUAGCAAGGAAUACAUCGAAAUCAACCCCCUGAGGAAGCUCCCCAGCCUCAGAGACGGAAAGUUCAUCUUAUCUGAAAGUGUGGCCAUCCUCUUCUACCUAUGCCGCAAGUACAGCGCACCUUCCCACUGGUACCCGCCGGACCUGCACAUGCGCGCCCGUGUGGAUGAGUUCAUGGCCUGGCAGCAUACAGCCAUUCAGCAGCCCAUGAGCAAGAUACUGUGGAUCAAGUUGCUAAUCCCAAUGAUCACAGGCGAGCAGGUUCCUGAUGAGAAGAUAGAGCGGACAAUGGAGGAGGCGAAUAAAAACCUACAGCAAUUUGAGGAGAAGUUUCUGCAAGACAAGAUGUUCAUCACUGGAGACAACAUCUCACUGGCUGACUUGGUGGCCCUGGUGGAGAUGAUGCAGCCAAUGGGGAGUAACCACAAUGUCUUCAUCAGCUCCAAGCUUGCCGAAUGGCGAAUGCGGGUGGAGUUAGCCAUCGGGUCUUCCCUCUUCUGGGAGGCUCACGACCGACUGGCGAAGUUACCAGACUGGGACUCUUCGACACUAGACCCUUCAAUCAAGUUGAGGAUGUCUGAGUUUCUGGAGAAAUAUAAGUAAUCCCAGAGGCAGUUCAUUCUGCAAGGUCUGGCUGUCUUCACCUUCUGAGCCUCUUCCCUCAGGGAAGACACUAAGAAACACUCUUCCUUUAUCUAAUAAAAAAAAAAAAAACUGGAACAGUCACCAUGACUGUUAUAGGGACAGUUGGUGUCAGCAAAGAGACUGGUAUGGGAGCACGUGGUCUGAAGUCAUCUUGGUUUCCAAAAAGAUAUAAGAGGCUGCGGAGAUGGGUCAGAGGGUAAAGUGCUUGCUUCCUGUCUUAGUUAGGGUUCCUAUUGCUGUGAAGAGACACCAUCAACACGGCAACUCCUAUAAGUGAAAACAUAACAUUGGGGUGGCUUAUUUACAUUUUUUCUCAACUUCACAUGGAAUAUCCAUCAGCAGACACCAUAUGAGCUCAUUAUAAAUAAGUCUCAGCUUCAAGAAGCUUGAGUCGUGAAAACUGUACUCUCUGAAUAAAAAUGGAAUGAAAUUAGCAAUCA
Messenger RNA from Mesocricetus auratus (golden hamster), 1335 nucleotides. Its product is annotated as glutathione S-transferase theta-4. Lineage: Eukaryota; Metazoa; Chordata; Mammalia; Rodentia; Cricetidae. The coding region runs from base 131 to 853 and encodes 240 amino acids. Gene Ontology annotation, molecular function: glutathione transferase activity. The record is from RefSeq and is a predicted model, not a curated record. Gene Ontology annotation, biological process: glutathione metabolic process. Gene Ontology annotation, cellular component: cytoplasm. The transcript has 5 exons.